Messenger RNA from Trametes versicolor FP-101664 SS1, 1062 nucleotides. Its product is annotated as GroES-like protein. The record is from RefSeq and is a predicted model, not a curated record. Gene Ontology annotation, molecular function: oxidoreductase activity, acting on NAD(P)H. Lineage: Eukaryota; Fungi; Basidiomycota; Agaricomycetes; Polyporales; Polyporaceae. Bases 1 to 1062 code for a protein of 353 amino acids. The transcript is spliced from 5 exons.
AUGCCGUCGCAGCAGAAAGCCCUCGUCCUCGAGUCUAAGUUCGGGACGCUGGCGAUCAAGGACAUCGAUGUGCCAAAACCUGGCCCACAUGAAGUCCUUCUUCGCGUGGAAGCUGCAGCUCUCAACCCCGCCGACUGGAAAAUACAUGUGCUGGGUGCUCUCAUUGAGACGUACCCGUGUGUCCUGGGGUCGGAUGCAGCGGGGACGAUAGAGGUACUUGGUGACGCCGUCCAGGGAUUUGCCGUCGGCGACCGAGUCCUGGCCCAGGGCUGGUACGAUCUACCAAAGAGGGCCAUCCAAGGGACGUUCCAGCAAUUCGCGCUUACCCCAAUUCACAACAUCACAAAAAUGCCAUCUAACCUCUCCUUUGAGGCCGCGUCCACCAUCCCCAGCGGCGUCGCGACGGCGGCUUUCCCGCUGUACAACGAGGCUGAGGGUGCGCUUUCUGCUAGACUGCCUCCUCCUUGGGAAGAACGCGGGCGUGGCAAGUUCGCCGGAAAGCCCUUCUUCGUCCUCGGCGGUGCUUCCUCGAUGGGCCAGUUCGCCCUCCAGUUCGCUCGGCUGUCCGGGUUUUCGCCCAUCAUCACCACCGCCUCUCUCCACAACACCGAGCUGCUCAAGUCUCUCGGCGCUACACACGUCCUCGAUCGCAAGCUCUCUCCAGAGGCUCUGAGCAAGGAGGCUCGCGCCAUUGCCGGCGGGUACUUCGACGUCGUCUACGAUGCCAUUUCACUUCCCGAUACUCUGGAGGCGGCUUACGAUGCCACUGCGCCCACCGGCGAUCUCAUUGUAGUCCUGCAGACGCCCAUCCCUGGUGCAGAGAAGAACUCCGCGAAGAGGGUACAUAUGGCGCACGGCGUGUUCAACACCGAGAUAAACCACGCGGUAAGCAAGAGUCUCAGGGAGAAGCUCCCGGAGUUGCUCGAGAGCGGCGCGAUCAAGCCCAACCCGGUUGAGGUCCUGAGUGGAGGACUCCGCGGCGUGGCGGGAGGAUUGGACCGCCUCCGUAACAAUCAAGUGAGCGGCGUGAAGCUGGUCGUGAAGCCCCAGGAGACGGUGUGA